GGUGGCAAUGCUCUGAUGGGUACUAUGGAGUUUAAAAAAGACGCCAGUGCAGUAACAAUUGAGAUGCUUCUCAUAGUUCGCCCUCAGAAGAGGAAGACAGUGCAAAGGGUGCAGACAGACAGACAGAUGGAAAUCAGUGCCUCGCACCACAUCCAAGACGCUGGUGAUUGGGGCUAUAUAGAUACUGAAGAAAAGACAGGAAAAGGUUUUCAAAGUGAUGGAAAUGGAAGUGACAGAUCGCAGCAACCCAGAGGGAAUGGCCUUCCUGGCCAGCCAGUUCAGAUGCAGCCUGACGAGCAGGCACCAGUCAUUACUUCCUACACCAACGAAGGAACUCAUGUGACUGUCGAGGUACAUCCUAGAAAUACCACCCCACAGCUGUUCAAGAAAUUCUCCCUUGGGAAAGGAGUCCGCAAGCUGCCCAGUCUGACAGGCCUGGAUAACAAAGGUUUUCAAGAGAACAGGAAGAGCAGAAUGCCCCUGCCUGGUGGAAAAGACCUGCAUGCAUAUCCAUGGGACAAAUCCAGUCUGAAAUCCAUGACAUUAGACCUGCAGCAAUUUGAGAAACUGGAUGCCUAUGCAUCAAAGGUGAGUGUUAAGAACAGCAUAGAGGAAUUGGUGAAAGCCCUGCUCCGAGAAGCCCAGACUGAUCUGGAGAAGGUCAGAGCCGUUUGGAUGUGGAUAUGCCAUCACAUAGAAUACGAUGUUGUGGGCUUCCAUAACAAAGCCCAGCGGUCUUGUGAGCCAAAGGACGUCCUUCGCACUGGGAAGAGCGUUUGUGCAGGGUACGCUGGGCUCUUUCAACAAAUGUGCAGCGUUGCAGGUGUACAGUGCAUGAAGUUAUCAGGAUACUCUAAAGGGUACAGUUACAGACUCGGACAGUCCUUUACAGAGGGUUGUGACCAUGCCUGGAAUGCAGUUUACCUUGAUGGAAGGUGGCAUCUGCUGGACAGCACCUGGGGAAGUGGCUCAGUUGGUGAUUCAUGCAGCAAGUUCACCUUUCAAUAUGAUGAGUUUUAUUUUCUUACGCACCCGGCCCUAUUUAUUAAUGAUCAUUUCCCAGACAACAGCAACUGGCAGCUCCUGAAGCCAGCUCUGACACUGAAAGAGUUUGAGAGCAACAUGUCAUACAAGACUCACUUUUACAAGCUGGGCAUGCUGGCUGCACAUCCAGGCAUGUCCAUCAUCCAAACAGUAAACGGAAAAGCAACUAUUUCUAUUGAGAGUCGUGCUCCACUAUUAUUUACAUUUAGCCUGCAGGGAACUAAGGAACAUGGUUUAAUGACAUUAAAAAAGAAUGGGAUGAGGCUGGAGAUUUAUCCCCAGAAGACUGGGAAUCACAAACUACAGGUCUUUGCCAAGCCCUGCAAAGGCUCAGAGGAUCACUACAACUGUGUGUUAGAAUGCAUCAUAGAGUGCAGCUCUGUGGACAAGAGCAUGCGUUUCCCAAAGGACUUAUAUCAACCUGUUGGACCUAGUUGGUUCACAGAGCGGAAAGGAUUCCUGAGGCCAUCACUCCCUGACCCCAUAAUUCACACCAAUGAUGGGCGGUGUUCCAUCACUUUCACGCUGGGUAAAGAUAUAAGUGUCCUACCCUCACUGCACUGGGAUAACACUAGCUUGACUGAGGAUAUGAGAAGGCGGCACAUCAUGCAAAUCCAUCGAGGAAACCAAAUUGAGUUUAAGAUCCAUCUCCCCCACGCAGGAAAGUUUGUUCUUCAAAUCUAUACCAAGAAGAAGUCAGAUCCAGGCAACUACAAUUACAUCUUCAACUACCUCAUCUCUUGCCCAAACACCGAAGUGAAGUGGCCAGUUUUUCCGCAGAAUUAUAGCAACUGGGCAGAAGGCUAUGAAAUACUGGAGCCACUUGCUGGGCUACUGCCAGCCAAUCGCAAUGUUCAGUUUAAGCUCAAGAUGCAUGGUAUAGCAAAGGCCUUUGUUGAGGCUGAAAACACUUCUCCUCUGACCUUGAGUAAAGAUGGUUACUGGGAGGGAACCUGUAAUACUUCCGGCUGCACAGAGUUGUGUGUCAUGGUGCAAGAGAAUGCCAAUCACAAUUUCUACUCAAACAUCCUGAAAUACAAAGUAGAUACCCAGUAAACCAUUUUCCCAUUCUUUUCAUCAUCAUGCACAAAACAGCAAAAUUUCAACAUGUCCAAAACCCACAUCAUUUUGUGUGCCCAUUAGCUCCCUCCACCAAAUCUAUUAAUCCAACAAAUAUGGAGCAACAUUCAGGUAUCUUUGGAAGAGCUAAUGCAAUACUACAAGAUCAAAACUAGCAAAAAUCUGUAAUUGUUA
Molecule: messenger RNA, 2298 nt
Organism: Chelonia mydas (Green sea turtle)
Lineage: Eukaryota; Metazoa; Chordata; Testudines; Cheloniidae
Gene: KY
Product: kyphoscoliosis peptidase
Exons: 13
Coding region: 16-2100 (694 amino acids)
Source: RefSeq, a predicted model, not a curated record